AUGGGAGACGAUAAACUUACAGUGAAGCUACCACAAAUUAUUUUAGAUUCCAAUCUACGGUUUGCAGAUUCAGCUCAGGAUAAAGAUGAUAAAGAAUCAUUAAGUCAAUUAACCAUUAAUAGGCAAAGAUGUGUUAAUCCCACGUUAGUGGACUCAUUUCUACGAUUGUUGAGACAUGGGAGUGAUGAUGUACUUAAGCAAAGGUUAAACAUGUAUUCUAGAGAUGAAGAAAUGAACAAAUGCGAAGUGGUGAAGGAAGAAUUAUAUGAAAAUUGGAAUAUCCGACUGGAUAUAAUAAACUUUUGUGAGGAACAAUCCAGGCAAAUCAAGGAGACAUUAGAUUUGAAAUAUGGAUCUAAUGCUAGUUUAUCAGAGCAUAAGAUAGAUCCACGUAUUGAUCCGUAUGCAGCAAGGGAUCAACUUGAUUCACAAGAAGCUAAGUAUGCAGAAUGGAAGAAAGUGAAACAAUGGGUUCAAAAUAAUUCAGAGAUCGAGUCAAUCUUACAAGGUACUAGUGAUAAGAUACUGAGACAGAAAUGCAACCAAAAUACUGAUUAUUUGAAACAGUUUUACGAUACAUUUCAAAAGAAAUGA
Molecule: messenger RNA, 594 nt
Organism: Naumovozyma castellii
Lineage: Eukaryota; Fungi; Ascomycota; Saccharomycetes; Saccharomycetales; Saccharomycetaceae
Gene: MIX23
Product: Mix23p
Exons: 1
Coding region: 1-594 (197 amino acids)
Source: RefSeq, a predicted model, not a curated record